AUCAAUAUGACGCAGUAGUCGUCCAGACACAAAUCAACGCAAGUUGAUUUUUUUCCCCAACGCCUUUAACAGUUGACUGAUUCAUUCUUGUCAUUUUUUGAAAAAGAAAUGUUUUCCGUCAUCCGUUCGAUCCGCUUUUGGUUGGCUCUGAUGAGCACGUCGUUGCUACUAGUCGACGCCAGUCCGCUAAACAAUCAACUUUCCGGAGGAAGUCCGCAGCCCAGGGACGAUGCGCUGGAUAAUUACGUCCGGCUGGUCAUCAACAACUUCUUUGCAGCGCUGGAAACUGGAAUCCCAGCUCUGGGCAUUCCCCCAAUGGACCCACUAUGGAUAGGCAACCUUACUGUUCCGACACUGACGGUCCAAGGAGGCCAUAUCGACGCAGCUAUUGCCAACACUGCGGUCCAUUAUCUUUCGACCCUGACGGUGACCACUUUGCAUAUCGACCUUAACGCAUUUAGAAUGGACUUGCGCUCCUUUAUGCCUUACAUGAAGAUCGACGGUCUGUACGACCUAGAAGGAAUCGCCUUGGUUGUCUUCCCACUUUACGGCAACGGGCCUUAUAGAAUUGAAGUCUUUGAUGUCAACAUGCUAGGCGGCGGAUCACUGGGCUUGGACGAAACAGGAAACUACUUGCAGUUGACUUCACUGGAGAUGGAUGCCACCUUCACAACCAUGGUCGUAUAUUUUGAAAAUCUACUCGGCGGAGGCGAUUUGGGAGAUACAAUCAACGACAUCAUCAGCGAACUUGGAAUGGCUAUCUUUGAGUUGGUGAAACCCGUCUUCAUUGAGGCCCUAACAACGGGUAUCAUGAAAGUUGUGAACGACGCUCUAUCCCACUACCCCAUUGGAAAUUUGACUGCGGCUGAGUUUGACGUCAACUGGCGUUAAGAGGAUGAGAGACAACCAUCCAUCAACAACAUCCGCUUUAAACAAUUAAUCGCCCAUUCAAUCGAGAAGUCUUAACGAGUUGGUGUAAUUAGUUCGGAACACGAGAAGAGAAUACACAGCAAGCAUAAUGUCACGCAUGA
This is a messenger RNA of Daphnia pulicaria, 1031 nucleotides long. RefSeq lists its product as uncharacterized. Bases 109 to 891 code for a protein of 260 amino acids. NCBI's taxonomy places the organism in Eukaryota, Metazoa, Arthropoda, Branchiopoda, Diplostraca, Daphniidae. The record is from RefSeq and is a predicted model, not a curated record. The transcript has 6 exons.